GUUGUCCAGGUCCCUGGUGACCGGCGAAGAGUGGUGUUGAUCAAGGCCAAUGCCUCACAGAGAGAGAAGAUGGUGAGGCCCAGGGCGACAGAAGCUGUCGCAGGCUCUGCACAGAGGGUAGACGAGCCGGCCCUCUGAAGGACAUGGUUCAGACUGUCCCGGACCCCACCGCGCAUAUCGAGGAAGCGCUAUCUGUGGUGAGCGAGGACCAGUCGUUAUUUGAGUGUGCCUACGGGACGCCACAUCUGGCUAAGACAGAGAUGACCGCGUCCUCCUCCGGUGACUAUGGCCAGACUUCCAAGAUGAGCCCGCGGGUCCCUCAGCAGGACUGGCUGUCCCAACCCCCCACCAGGGUCACCAUCAAGAUGGAAUGCCACCCUAGCCAAGUGAACGGCUCCAGGAACUCCCCUGAUGAAUGCAGCGUGGCCAAAGGCGGGAAGAUGGUGAGCAGCCCGGACACGGUGGGCGUGAACUACGGCAGCUACAUGGAGGAGAAGCACAUGCCGCCCCCCAACAUGACCACCAACGAGCGCAGGGUGAUCGUGCCUGCAGACCCUACCCUGUGGAGCACGGACCACGUCCGGCAGUGGCUGGAGUGGGCAGUGAAGGAAUACAGUCUCCCAGACGUGGACAUCUUACUGUUCCAGAACAUCGAUGGGAAGGAGCUGUGUAAGAUGACCAAGGACGACUUCCAGAGGCUCACUCCGAGCUACAACGCCGACAUCCUCCUCUCUCACCUCCACUACCUCAGAGAGACUCCUCUUCCACAUUUGACUUCCGAUGAUGUUGAUAAAGCCUUACAAAACUCUCCGCGGUUAAUGCAUGCUAGAAACACAGGGGGUGCGGCUUUUAUUUUCCCAAAUACUUCAGUAUACCCUGAAGCUACGCAAAGAAUUACAACUAGGCCAGAUUUACCUUACGAGCCUCCCCGGAGGUCAGCCUGGACUGGACAUGGCCAUCCGGGCCCUCAGUCCAAAGCUAUCCAGCCGUCUCCUUCCGCAGUGUCCAAAACUGAAGAUCAGCGCCCCCAGUUAGACCCUUAUCAGAUCCUGGGACCAACAAGCAGCCGCCUCGCUAACCCAGGUAGUGGCCAGAUCCAGCUGUGGCAGUUCCUCCUGGAGCUCCUGUCUGACAGCUCCAAUUCCAACUGCAUCACCUGGGAGGGCACCAAUGGGGAAUUCAAGAUGACGGACCCCGACGAGGUGGCCCGGCGCUGGGGAGAGCGCAAGAGCAAGCCCAACAUGAACUACGACAAGCUCAGCCGCGCCCUCCGCUAUUACUAUGACAAGAACAUCAUGACCAAAGUCCACGGGAAGCGCUACGCCUACAAGUUCGACUUCCACGGGAUUGCCCAGGCCCUGCAACCUCACCCCCCCGAGUCGUCCCUCUACAAAUACCCCUCGGACCUCCCGUACAUGGGCUCCUACCACACCCACCCGCAGAAGAUGAACUUCGUGGCUCCCCACCCUCCAGCCCUCCCCGUCACCUCGUCCAGUUUCUUCGCUGCCCCGAACCCCUACUGGAAUUCCCCGACCGCGGGCAUCUACCCGAACACUCGGCUUCCGGCCAGCCACAUGCCUUCCCACCUGGGCACUUACUACUAGGGUGCCACGGGGCCUUUCCUGCCACCGUGCCACCACCGCGGACUGCUACAAACUCUAUGGGACAGCAGGGAUGAGAAGUGCCUCGCAGGGGAGGAGAGGCUUGGCUGGGGCUGGGAAGGCAACCAGGAGAGUCCUGAAGACUCACAGCAGCGGGGCAGUGGCGGAAGUGUUAACCACAGACCUGAAGAGGGGCUCAGAGCGCAGUGCGCAGGGACCUGUCACCUGCGGGCCAGCCUUGUCGAGGACCUUGUGCCUGGUAGAAGCAUGCACUCGGAAAGACAAAUGCCAAAGAGCGUGGCCUUAAAUAGCGUAGAGACCGUAGCAUAGAGGUUGGGAUCCGGCUCCUGAGGCCCGGGAUUCAACCUAAGUACUCGAGGUAACUCAGUCUUGGCCUUGCACACUGUGUAGAGGGUCAUGGAAGGAAAACUACCUGUAUUUAAAAAUAGAAACAUAUCACAGCCAAAACCAAAGGGGAAGACCAGAGAGAGACCAGCCCCCUUGAGGAGGCUGGCAGGGGACCACAGGCCUGCUGUGUUGGUUGGGAUGGGGUUCAGUCCUCCGCAGUGGGAAGCAAGCAGCUCUGCCAGUGGUGAAGACGACCGGUUUGCACCCCCUUACAGCAUUGCAGGAACCACGAGCCAGGCGUUGGACAGAGGAUGUGUGCAGACAGUGAGUGUGACUGUAGACAAAGAGUCGGAGGAGGUAGAGGAGGAGAGAGAGGAAGAGGAGAAGAGGGAGAGGAGGAAUGAGAGAAGGAAGAGGAGGAGUGAGAGGAGGAGGAGAAAAACGUGGGAAGAAACUUCUCUGGGUUUAGGACACUUGGAGAGUAAGUUGUGAGACUCAUGUUCUGAUGCUGUCAGUGUUAUACCAAAGCCAGUGUUAGACAGGGAGAGCGGAAGUAGAAUUCAGGACCAAAAAUGUGCAUCUCUCUCUCUUUAUUUUUAUCUUUGUUAAAAGCAAAUUUAAACUGGAAUUGUCUAAUAUUUAAAAGAAACGUUCAGGAUUGAGCAUUCAGGGGCUCUGUGCCCACAGGGUCAGUGGGACACGGCCUCACGGCCACCACCGUCAGAGAUGGCAGAUGCACUCGGGGCAGGCGGGCUCCAGGUUUCCUUUUUGAGUCGCGAACGCUGUGCGUUUGUCAGAAUGAAGUAUACGAGUCAAGGGUUUUGUUUUUCCUUUUUAUAUAAUAAUUAUAUAACUUAUGCAUUUAUACACUACGAGUUGAUCUCGGCCAGCCAAAGACAUGUGACAGAAAAAAGAGACAAUCAACAAUAUAAUGUGGCCUUGAAUUUUAACUCUGUAUGCUUAAUGUUUACAUAUGAGAUGAUUAGUUCUUAGGAUGCAGAAUGUAUGUAAUAAAAUAAGCUUGGCCUAGCGCGGCAAAUCAGAUUUA
Cavia porcellus (domestic guinea pig) is the source of this 2997-nucleotide messenger RNA. It is a transcript of the gene Erg, whose product is annotated as ETS transcription factor ERG. The coding region runs from base 144 to 1604 and encodes 486 amino acids. The record is from RefSeq and is a predicted model, not a curated record. Gene Ontology annotation, biological process: regulation of transcription by RNA polymerase II; cell differentiation. Gene Ontology annotation, molecular function: DNA-binding transcription factor activity, RNA polymerase II-specific; sequence-specific DNA binding. The transcript is spliced from 11 exons. NCBI's taxonomy places the organism in Eukaryota, Metazoa, Chordata, Mammalia, Rodentia, Caviidae. Gene Ontology annotation, cellular component: nucleus.